GCGGGAGCGGCCGAACCCCGCAGCCCUCCCCGGCCAUCCCGCCCGGCCCGGCCCCUCGGGAGCGCGGGGCAGCGCCGGGGGCGGCGGCGGCAUCACCAUGGUCGGGCCGGGCCGGCUGCUGCGGCUGCUGGCGCUGCUCGAGCUGCCCUGCUGCCUCCUGGAGCUGCUGCUCGGGGAGGCGGCCCGCGGGCAGGAGAUGUACGCGCCCCACUCCAUCCGCCUGGAGGGGGACAUCACCCUGGGCGGCCUCUUCCCCGUGCACGCCAAGGGCUCCUCCAGCUCGCCCUGCGGGGACAUCAAGAAGGAGAACGGCAUCCACAGGCUGGAGGCGAUGCUCUACGCGCUGGACCAGAUCAACAGCGACCCGGACCUGCUGCCCAACGUCACGCUGGGCGCCCGCAUCCUGGACACCUGCUCCCGGGACACCUACGCGCUGGAGCAGUCCCUCACCUUCGUGCAGGCGCUCAUCCAGAAGGACACCUCCGACGUGAGGUGCACGAACGGCGAGCCGCCCGUCUUCGUCAAGCCGGAGAAAGUAGUUGGAGUGAUCGGGGCGUCGGGAAGUUCCGUGUCCAUUAUGGUGGCCAACAUCCUCCGGCUCUUCCAGAUCCCACAAAUCAGUUAUGCCUCAACUGCACCAGAGUUGAGUGAUGACAGGCGCUAUGAUUUCUUCUCACGUGUGGUUCCUCCAGAUUCCUUCCAAGCACAAGCAAUGGUGGACAUUGUGAAAGCUUUGGGAUGGAAUUAUGUAUCCACUUUGGCAUCUGAAGGGAAUUAUGGAGAAAAAGGAGUCGAGUCCUUCAUGCAAAUUUCCAGAGAGGCAGGUGGGCUCUGCAUUGCCCAGUCCCUGAAGAUCCCCCAGGACCGCAAGGACAGGAGCAUCGACUUCGACAAGAUCAUCCGGCAGCUGCUGGAGACGCCCAACGCCAGGGCCGUCGUCAUCUUCGCCAACGAUGAGGACAUCAGGCAGAUCCUGGCGGCCGCCAAGAGGGCGGAUCAAGUGGGACAUUUCCUGUGGGUGGGCUCGGACACCUGGGGCUCCAAGGUGGGCCCGCUGCUGCAGCAGGAGGACGUCGCCGAGGGGGCCAUCACCAUCCUGCCCAAGAGAGCCACCAUCGAGGGGUUCGAUGCCUAUUUUACCUCCCGCACCCUGGAGAACAACAGGAGGAACGUGUGGUUUGCAGAGUACUGGGAGGAUAACUUCAACUGCAAGUUGACCAUCACUGGCUCAAAGAAGGAAGACACAGACAGGAAAUGCACAGGGCAGGAGCGCAUCGGGAAGGACUCCCCGUACGAGCAGGAGGGGAAGGUGCAGUUUGUCAUCGACGCCGUGUACGCCAUGGCCCACGCCCUGCACCACAUGAGCCGCGACCUGUGCGCCGACGGCGCCGGGCUCUGCCCCGACAUGGAGCACGCGGGGGGCAAGAAGCUGCUCAAGUACAUCCGCAGCGUGAACUUCAACGGCAGUGCUGGCACUCCAGUGAUGUUCAACAAGAACGGGGAUGCCCCAGGGCGCUACGACAUCUUCCAGUUCCACAGCACCAACACCAGCACUCCGGGCUACCGCCUCGUGGGCCAGUGGACAGACGACCUCCAGCUCAACGUGGAGGAGAUGCAGUGGGGCGGGGGCGUGCGGGAGGUGCCUCCCUCGGUGUGCAGCCUGCCCUGCAAGCCCGGCGAGAGGAAGAAGAUGGUGAAGGGGAUGCCCUGCUGCUGGCACUGCGAGCUGUGCGACGGGUACCAGUACCAGGCGGACGAGGUGACCUGCCUGCUCUGCUCCUACAACGAGCGGCCCAACGAGAACCGCACGGGCUGCCGCUCCAUCCCCAUCAUCAAGCUGGAGUGGCACUCGCCCUGGGCCGUCAUCCCCGUCUUCCUGGCCAUGCUGGGCAUCAUCGCCACCAUCUUCGUCAUGGCCACCUUCAUCAGGUACAACGACACGCCCAUCGUGCGCGCCUCGGGCCGUGAGCUCAGCUACGUCCUGCUGACCGGCAUCUUCCUGUGCUACAUCAUCACCUUCCUGAUGAUCGCCAAGCCCGACGUGGCCGUGUGCUCCUUCCGCAGGAUCUUCCUGGGGCUGGGCAUGUGCAUCAGCUACGCGGCCCUGCUGACCAAGACCAACCGCAUCUACCGCAUCUUCGAGCAGGGCAAGAAGUCGGUGACGGCGCCCAGGCUGAUCAGCCCCACGUCCCAGCUGGCCAUCACCUCCAGCCUCAUAUCGGUGCAGCUCCUGGGGGUCUUUAUUUGGUUUGCGGUUGACCCGCCCAACAUCAUCAUAGAUUAUGAUGAGCAGAAAACUAUGAACCCCGAUCAGGCCAGAGGAGUUCUCAAAUGUGACAUUACGGAUCUACAAAUCAUUUGUUCCUUGGGUUAUAGCAUUCUGCUAAUGGUGACGUGCACUGUGUAUGCCAUCAAGACUCGGGGUGUCCCAGAGAAUUUUAAUGAAGCCAAACCCAUUGGAUUCACUAUGUACACUACCUGUAUAGUAUGGCUUGCCUUCAUUCCAAUAUUUUUUGGCACUGCCCAGUCAGCUGAAAAGCUCUACAUACAAACCACCACACUCACCAUAUCCAUGAACCUCAGCGCGUCGGUGGCGCUGGGGAUGCUCUACAUGCCCAAGGUUUACAUCAUCAUCUUCCACCCCGAGCUCAACGUGCAGAAGCGCAAGCGCAGCUUCAAGGCGGUGGUGACGGCGGCCACCAUGUCCUCCCGGCUGUCCCACAAGCCCAGCGACCGCCCCAACGGCGAGGCCAAGACGGAGCUGUGCGAGAGCGUCGACCCCAACAACUGCAUACCACCAGUAAGAAAGAGUGUUCAAAAGUCUGUUACUUGGUACACUCUUCCACCUACUGUAUAGCUUUUGCCUGCUUUCCAAAAAGGAAAUUUGGAGGAAGAGUGAGCAGAUAUAGUUAGACCUCAUGGACCAGUCCCUCUCUUGCUUUUUUACCUGGUAAACUCUCAGUAGCUCUGAGUUCUCCCGUUGAUUAAUUUAUCAGUCCUUACAUCCUCUCAGGGAGACUCUGUCAAAUUUAUAAAUUGUAAUAUCAGGAAAAAGACAGGACUUUUGGCUCUCUUCUCUUCCAUCUAUUUCUAAUGACUCCCUUGCUCCCAGGCAGGGCAAAUGUCACCGUGCCAGGGCUCAGCUGGUGCUGUUCCCUCCCAGUCCCCGCUGUGCUCUCCUGAGCACCCACACCCUGCUCGGGGUCGGGGAUGGGAGCAGGGAAGACUUGUGGGAUUGGGAAAUGGAACCUGACAUUCUCACCUCGAUUCCACUGGAGUCCCUGGGAUUUCCCCAGCCUAGGACAUUGCAGGAUUUGGGGUCCUGUUUCCUUCCUCCCCGACCCAGGCACCAGGGAGCAGGACUUGUAUCUGGCAGCUUUUGGGAUGGGAAUUCUUUCCGUUGUUGCCACUGGCACAUCCCUUGAUGGCUCCAGCCUCUGGCCGAGGGGUUGUGUUUGUGUCACAGCCUGCACAGGGCUGCUUCUGCCUCCUUGUGUGCCUUUGGGGAUUCUACCCAAACCUUGAUAUAUUUUGUCACCUCGUGGCAAACAAAGCCAUGGGAGAUUGUGGGGCAGGGCUGGGGAAUGACGGCGCUGAUGGACUGGGGGAGUGGGAGCUCAGGGGCUGAGGCACAGCCCAGCACUCCUCUGCCACUGACAGAAAUCACCCUGGAAAGGAGGCAGAGAUUGUUUCCUGUUGACACGGAGAGCAAACAGAGAAUAUAUUUGUGCAGCAGGGGCCUGGGUUUGUUUGGGUUUUGGGGGCCAGGAAGCAGCAGCAAAUCAAAGCAGUGGCACAUCAGAAAUUGAGUUUUCUCGAUGUUUCUCUCUCGCAGGCACUGCUUUCACACCCAAAUUCUCUGGAAAACAUCACAGGGUGUUUGUUUCUCUUUACUGGCUUCAGGGAAGGAAAUGUGGGCAUCUCCCAGCAAUGUAUGGGACAUGUUAGAGGAGAGCAUCCUUAUGGUCAUGAAAAGAGGUGUUUUGACUUUGGAGUGAGAUUGUUUGUUUUCAACUCUGUCUGAUGGCAAGGAACAAAGGCAGGGGCGUAUUUUUUUGCCAUAGAGCAAAACAAAAAGGUAAGGGAAUUAGGUUAAAUACAUGUAACUGCUCAUGAAACGCAAUGGAGACACAUGAUAGGGAAGAAAGGCAUUCUGGGGUUUGGCUGAGUUACUCCUCUGUGACUCAGAGCUCUGGGUCUUACCUGGGAGCAGAGUCUGGCACUGCAUCCAGUGAGAUGUGUGUUCUUGCUGUUCAGUGGAAAAAGAAAUAAAAAGAUACAGUUGCCAUGGUUACAGCAUUUGUCACGAUGCUUAUCAUGUCCCUGGGAUAAAGAGCCCUGCAUUAAAUCUGGGCUCUUAUUAAUAUCAGCUGUUAAACAUUUCCAGGGUAUUUGAAAUCAAGACUUUCUGCUAAAAAAUUAAAUGUUGAUUGCAGCAAAAUUGGGCUGUUAAACAGUGCCGCUCAGAGUGUAAUUUUGUUAGACACUGUGUAACAGAAUCAUACACCAGGAAUACAUUUUCCAGGGAAUUUAGUCUCUUUGCACCUCAUGAACAUUCUUGAUUUUCCUGUUAGGAUGUUUGUUACUAGCAACUCUGCCAAGGAGUUGGAGCAGGCCAGCUGGCAGGAAGGGAGGGGAGUUCCUGGGUGUGAGUAAGAAAAUUAUGACUUGUCUGAUUACUGUGUAACCAUGGAAAGACUGGGAGAAUCGGGACUGUUCAGCUUGGAGGAGAGAAAGCUUCAGGGUGACCUAAUUGUGGCCUUCCAGGACCUGAAGGGGCUAUAAGAAAGAGGGAGAGAGACU
Chiroxiphia lanceolata (lance-tailed manakin) is the source of this 4803-nucleotide messenger RNA. RefSeq names its product glutamate metabotropic receptor 7 (gene GRM7). Bases 98 to 2857 code for a protein of 919 amino acids. Gene Ontology annotation, molecular function: group III metabotropic glutamate receptor activity. The transcript has 11 exons. Lineage: Eukaryota; Metazoa; Chordata; Aves; Passeriformes; Pipridae. Gene Ontology annotation, cellular component: membrane. The record is from RefSeq and is a predicted model, not a curated record. Gene Ontology annotation, biological process: G protein-coupled glutamate receptor signaling pathway; regulation of synaptic transmission, glutamatergic.